UCUACGUAGACGACGCUGAGGGGGCGGGUAGUAAGGGAACCCGUCCGGUGCAGUUCAGAAUCAGCUCCCCGGAUCCCUAAACCUAAGUGGAAGAGUUCCGCACUCGGUUCGUAGGACAUCACGUGGGGCCAGGGCAACUUCGUGGCAGGUGGAACCAGGGCGCCGACACAUACUGCGGGUCCAGAUAGCAAAGCUUAAGGGCUGAAAAAUUCAUCGCUUGUUGGCUAGCCUCCUGGGAAACUCUACACUUGGCUACACUGGUGCCAAGGGGAAGAUAGAUAAUUAACACCUGUACUCAAAGGAUUAUGGCUAACAGCGAGCGUACUUUUAUUGCCAUCAAGCCAGAUGGGGUCCAGAGGGGUUUGGUUGGAGAGAUUGUUAAACGCUUUGAACAGAAAGGAUUCCGUCUUGUUGGCUUAAAAUUCAUGCAAGCUUCUGAAGACCUUCUCAGGGAGCACUACGUUGAUUUGAAGGAUCGCCCCUUCUAUGCAGGCUUGGUAAAGUACAUGCAUUCUGGGCCUGUGGUAGCCAUGGUCUGGGAGGGGCUGAAUGUGGUGAAGACAGGUCGAAUGAUGCUAGGAGAGACCAACCCAGCAGAUUCCAAACCAGGAACCAUCCGUGGGGACUUCUGUAUCCAAGUUGGCAGGAAUAUUAUUCAUGGCAGUGAUUCAGUGGAGAGUGCUGAGAAGGAGAUCGGCUUGUGGUUUCAUCCUGAUGAAUUGGUUGAUUACAAGAGCUGUGCCCAGCGGUGGAUCUAUGAAUGACAUGGAGGAGGCAUGUGAAGCUUUCUCCAUUGCCACAGGCCGGGGACCAGGCUGUGGCUCUGCUUAUUUCCAAGGGCUUCCAUCUGGACUGUGGAGACUUCUGUGCUAGUCAUUAACAUUGCUUGCUCAGUGUUCCAUCCUUCUGGUCAUAUUAAAAGAUUGUUGGAGCUAU
Molecule: messenger RNA, 936 nt
Organism: Phascolarctos cinereus (koala)
Lineage: Eukaryota; Metazoa; Chordata; Mammalia; Diprotodontia; Phascolarctidae
Product: nucleoside diphosphate kinase A
Biological process (GO): CTP biosynthetic process; UTP biosynthetic process; GTP biosynthetic process
Molecular function (GO): nucleoside diphosphate kinase activity
Source: RefSeq, a predicted model, not a curated record